GAAAAUUACUCAGAUGCUCCUAUGACCCCAAAACAGAUUCUGCAGGUCAUAGAGGCUGAAGGACUAAAGGAAAUGAGUGGCACAUCCCCCCUGGCCUGCCUCAAUGCCAUGCUCCACUCCAAUUCCCGGGGAGGGGAUGGGCUCUUCUACAAACUGCCUGGACGCAUCAGCCUUUUCACACUCAAGAAAGAUGCCUUGCAGUGGUCCCGGAACCUGUCAGUGCCAGAAGGGGAGGAGCUGGAGGACACAGCAGAUGCAGAAAGCUGUGGGUCCAAUGAAGCCAGCACUGUGAGUGGUGACAAUGAUGUGUCUCUUGAUGAAACCUCCUCAAAUGCCUCAUGUUCCACUGAAUCUCAGAGUAAGGGACCUGCUACCAGGGAGAGCUACAGAACUGCCUCCCAGGCAACCAAACAGAAGAAGAAGACAGGUGUGAUGCUGCCACGGGUGGUGUUAACCCCACUGAAAGUAAAUGGGGCACACAUGGAAUCUGCCUCAGGCUUCACAGGAAGGCAUGCUGAUGGGGAGAGCAGCAGCACGUCCAGCAGCAGCAGCAGCUCCCUGGCCCUGUGCAAAGCCAGUCUGCGCAGCAGGACAGAGAUAAACAGGGAUCCUCCACAGCUGCUGAGGGGCAUCCGAAAGCCCACAGCAGGGCAGAUGAAACGGAACAGGGGUGAGGACAUUGACUUUGAAACCCCUGGCUCCAUCCUCGUCAACACCAACCUGCGAGCACUGAUCAACUCCAGGACCUUCAACGCGCUCCCAUCACACUUCCAGCAGCAGCUGCUUUACCUCCUGCCCGAAGUCGACAGACAGGUGGGGGCUGACGGGCUGAUGCGCCUCAGCGGCAGCGCUCUGAACAACGAGUUCUUCACCCAUGCCGCGCAGAGCUGGAGGGAGCGACUCGCUGAUGGUGAAUUCACCCAUGAGAUGCAAGUUCGAAUUCGGCAGGAGAUGGAGAAGGAAAAGAGAGUGGAGCAAUGGAAGGAGAAGUUCUUUGAGGACUACUAUGGACAAAAGUUGGGCUUGACCCAAGAAGAAUCCCAGGAGCAGAAUUCAGUGCAGGAAGAUGCUGAGAACAGGACAGAGCUGUCUGUUAAAGGAGAAGGGAGGCUCCCACGUGGGCCCACCACGCGGCAGAGGGACGGACGCUUCCGGAAACGCUCCCGGGCCGACCUGCGGUGCCGGGCCAGGAGGAACCUGUACAGACUGCGGGAGGCUGAGCACACGGAGGCUCCCAAAGAACCUGCUCCCGUGGGGACAGAUUCCUCCCUGCACAAAGAGCCAAAGCCUGAGACAGACCUGAAGAAGGACGACCUGACCAGCUCUUCGGCUGCAGGACUGAAGGCAGAGAGUUCCGAGCUGCACCUCUCUCCGGAGACUUCCAAAUCACACAGCAAAUUGGAAGAUCAGUCAUUGGCAGCUGCAAACAGAAUUCCCAGUUUGCCCCAGGAGAACUCUGCUCAGGAGUCCAAGGAGCAGAAGAGGAAAAGCUUUGAGGAGGCUGCCUCUGCCUCCUUCCCCGAAAAGAAGCCCCGGCUUGAAGAUCGUCAGUCCUUUCGUAACACAAUUGAAAGUGUUCACCCAGAAAAGCCACAGCCUACUAAAGAGGAGCCCAAAGUCCCACCCAUCCGGAUUCAACUUUCACGUAUUAAACCACCCUGGGUGGUUAAAGGUCAGCCCACUUACCAGAUCUGCCCCCGGAUCAUCCCCAGCACGGAGCCCUCCGGCCGGGGCCGGCCCGGGGCCCGGACCCUCGCAGACAUUAAGGCCCGUGCUCUGCAAGCCCGAGCCCAGCGCGAAGCCACCGCCGCCAUCGGAGGAGGGGGUGGCCCCGGAGGGGGGAGAAGCACCGAUGAAGGAGGCGGUGGAGGAGAAUCCAGCAGCCGUUCCCAGCACAGGAGAUCCAAGAGAGCUUAUGGAAAACGUGCGUCAGAUCUACAACGAGCACAACUACAGUCGUCUGUUCAUCUGAGCAGAGGGAGGGCUGGUUCCAAGGAGUCCAACAUGGAUUCCUGCUUCUCCUCCAGACGAGACCUGUCUGCCUCAAAGAGUGAGGGGAGCAGCAUUCCAGGCUGCGCUGCAGAGGACACUCAGCCCAGUGAUGAGUCACUGAGGAGGUCGUUCCGUGACGCUCUGACUGGGUCAUCCUUGGACAAUGCGACUCCUGAGAGGCAGGAGGAGAGCCCUGAGCAGCUCCUCUGUGACCCAAGGACCGAACCCCCACCUUGUGCUGCGUCACAGGAGAGGCAAAGCACAAAGCUGGGAUGUGUGGUUCCUGCAGUGACCAGUCUGUCAUGCUCUGGGGGGCAGGGGGUCAGCCCUGUGGGAGACGGGGCUGUGGCGGAACUCAGAGAUGUUGGUGCUCCUGCUGUACAGCUGGAUUAUCCUGAUGUAAAGGAAAAUUCCUCCAGUUGUCCUGUACCACCAGAGUUGUCAUUGGGCAGUACGGAACGCCACGAGUCAGAGAUGGUGUCUAGGUUUAGAUUUAACAGCUCUGAGACUUUUAUGGAAAAGUGUGUUGCUGAUAGUAAUAACUUCAAAACGGUGACUGCUGGAGCGAAGAAAGUGAUCCCUGCAGCGUGUGAUGCUGCACAGCUGCAGGCAGGGAAAGGCAGUGAGGGCAAACUGAGCAGUGAUGAACGAAAUGGAGAGGCUCUCGUGCAGCCCUCUGCGUGUGGUGAUUUUAUUUCUCAGACUAGGAUAGAUACCUCUGGAAAACUCCUGCAGCUGAGGGAGAGAUGCCCCAGAACAGAACCAGAAAAUGCACAUCAGCCCCUGGGAGAGACACAGGAGUUGAAGACAAGUGGAGAUGAGGAAAUACAGAGUACACACAGUGAAACAACAGACACUGCUUCCGACUGCGAAGGGGACGUGGCUGAUGAGAAUCUGGAGGUGGAGAUGUGUUUCAGAAGUGUUGGCUGUAGGGAGGUGACUGGGAAAGGCUCCUCCUCUCACAGCAGCAAUGAGAGGUGCAAUGGGAUUAGGUCAAAAUCAUCUGUGGAGACAGACAAUCCAGCCUGUGUUGUGGACUUCUCUGCACCCCCAGCUCAGAGGUGGGCACCCCCUGUGCCGCUGCCACAGAAAGCUGAACGGCUCUCUGGCUCUGCUCGCUCCGUGUCCUCUGUUGAGACCAACAACCCUUUGGUGAUGCAGCUGCUGAAGGGGAAGCUUCCACUGGAAGAAGUUCUCCCAGGGACUCACGUCAACAUCAAGCUGGAAAUUGCACCGCCAGCGCCGGAGAAGCAGUCGGAAAGCCUCUCCCUGCAGUUGGAUAGAGGCAGCAGUCAGUAUUUUGGCAAAGAAUCUUCUCCAGUUGUAGGAUUAAAGACAAGUGCCCAAAGCAGGAACGAUGACAUCCACUCAGUGAGAUCUUCUGUAGAUCCCCAGGAAAAGACAUGUGGAUCAGGGGCAGCAGAGGGUGCAGAGGAUCAGACUGUUUCAGAAAAACAUUCCAAAGGUGGCUCGACUCUAAGCUGCCAAGACCAACUGGCAGAUGUGGCAAGUGCCUCUCCAAAGCCUGAAGAUGUGGGCCCUCAGGAAAGAACAUUUUCUUCCUGUAGCUUUGAGGAGCAGGAGUUGCCCAAGGUCCACUGGGUGCCACAGCACAACCCGUUAGCGAGUGUCAUGGCAAGUAAAAGCCCAGAGAAGCUGAACUCUUCUGCAGAGCCUCGGUUUUUAUCUCCAGCUGUAACUUCUCUUGGACCAAACCAGACAGGAGGUGCAUCGGUCAAUAAAAAUUAUGUUGGAGUUCAAGGCAAAAAGCUCUUUGGUUCUGGUUUUCCUUCCAACCCCAGUGUGAGGCUGCAUCACUCCAGGGCUUUGGAUCAUGGUUCAGCCAUGGGAACCUUGUCCCCCAGCAAACCGAUUCCCUCAGACAAGGGCUGUGCACUGGGAGAAGGAAUCCCAGCUGCCAGGGAGGAAUGGACUUCAAAGCAGCACACCAGCACUCCGGGAGGGAUCCGAAAUGAGAACGUGCUUGUGUGUGGCAGCUCAGCCAAGAGUAAUGCAGAGAACCAGAGGGAUGCAGCCCAGCACGCCGCGGAGCUGGCUGGGCACGCGCAGAGCGAGCCGCAGGUCAUGGACUGGCCCUUCUUCAAGUUUUCCAGGGAUCCGGGAAAAGGACAGAGUCACCCUUUGGAGCCUUCGUCCAUCCCCUCUCAGCUCAAUAUCAAGCAGGCAUUUUAUGGGAAGCUUUCAAAGCUGCAGCUUAAUUCCACCAGCUUUAAUUAUUCAUCCAACACUCCGGCUUUCCCCCGAGGCCUUGCUGGGAGCGUGGUGCAGCUCACCCACAAAGCGAACUUUGCCGCGAGCCGGAACACGGCCCUGGCAGUGCAGAUGUUUGCUGACAGCAGCAGUGUCGAGGAGAUCUCGUUCCAGUGCUCCUGCAGCCUGAAAGCCAUGAUCAUGUGCAAAGGCUGCGGCGCCUUCUGCCACGACGAGUGUAUAGGACCCUCUAAGCUCUGUGUAUUGUGCCUUGUGGUGAGAUAA
Molecule: messenger RNA, 4488 nt
Organism: Acanthisitta chloris (rifleman)
Lineage: Eukaryota; Metazoa; Chordata; Aves; Passeriformes; Acanthisittidae
Gene: ASXL1
Product: additional sex combs like transcriptional regulator 1
Exons: 11
Coding region: 22-4488 (1488 amino acids)
Biological process (GO): positive regulation of transcription by RNA polymerase II; animal organ morphogenesis
Cellular component (GO): PR-DUB complex
Molecular function (GO): DNA binding; peroxisome proliferator activated receptor binding; chromatin binding
Source: RefSeq, a predicted model, not a curated record